Molecule: messenger RNA, 228 nt
Organism: Dovyalis caffra
Lineage: Eukaryota; Viridiplantae; Streptophyta; Magnoliopsida; Malpighiales; Salicaceae
Source: the annotation of a GenBank genome assembly
AUGGGGGCCCAUGGUGGGCCCAAUAGAUUGCUUUAUUUUUAUCAAUCUAUAGAAUCUGCCACCAGACACCUGGAAACUGUCCUGCUGGGAGAUGCUCCACUUUCCUAUGGAGAUUGGAAUCUCGAUCGAAUUGCACAAAAUUGGAACAAAUAUACGAGAACUCCAACGAAUGUCACUUUAACCUGCCAAAGAAAUCGCUUCACUUCAUCAUCAACCUUCUUGGCUUGA